This is a messenger RNA of Closterium sp. Naga37s-1, 1842 nucleotides long. The record is from the annotation of a GenBank genome assembly. Lineage: Eukaryota; Viridiplantae; Streptophyta; Zygnematophyceae; Desmidiales; Closteriaceae.
AUGAGGAAGGCCGCGUCUGGGUCGGACUCGUUCGUCGUCACGCGUCGCCAGGCGUUCGCAUGCGUCGCCGUCCUCUUCGCCACGAUGCUCUCCCUCUCCGCGAUCUCGCACCGCCUUGGCCACACCUCCGGGUUCCGCGCCGCGCAACUAAGCCUGUCGAUCAACUCGCACUUAGCAAACGCCGCGUCCGCCGCAGGUGGGGGGAUAUCGAGUUCCCAGCGCAGCGAGAUUGCGCCGAAUGUGAUUACAACGGGGGAGGGGAAUCCGUGCGGGGAAAUCGCGAGCCGGCACGGGGCCUGCGUGGCGCCUUGUCAGCGGCGCACCAAGUCCGGGCAUUGCGUGUCGGAGAUGCUUCGUCUUUACGACGAGGCGUACGCCCCCCUGUGGCCAGCCCGGGUGGACCUGCUGGUGCGCAGCCACGUGUCAGAUGCUUACUUUCUGAUAGAGGUGCUGUUCCGGAGCAUCGAGCAGAUGUGGCCACGUGGCAUUGGUGACGUCAUCCUGGUGCUGGACGAGGGCGAGAGCGUUGUCAGGGACCUCGUGCCGCCCUGGGUCAAGGUGUACUACGAGAAGAACUAUCUGGAUCUGCCGGGGAAGAUUCUCCAGCAGUGGAGCUACCUGUGGGCCGACAACUACACCACCGCACCGUACAUUGCGAUUAUAGACGAUGACGUGGUCUUUAACCUCAAGGUGACGCCCGGUCUCCUGUUCAACCUAACAGACAGCAAGCCGAUUGUAAUAGGAUCGCGCAACGCGCAGCGCAACAACUGGCUGCCGUCCACUCGCUGGCUGGUGGGGCAGCACGCCUACUUCGCUAACUUCAUGGUGCAGCUGCCCUUCGUCUUUCCAAAGGGCGUCCUGCCGAGGUUCAGGGAGCACGUGGGGGUGUUGCAUCGGGACAAGUUCGGGAAGAGCUUCGACAAGGCAUUUAAAUAUUUUGCGGAACGCGGGCCAAAGUUUGAACGAACGCAAAUCGCCCACACGACUCUGGGCAACUACAUGUGGGCCUUCACUCAGGACGAGGUGCACUGGGCAUUAGAAUGGACCGACCACGUACCCAUCCCCCGAGUGGGAGUGCACAUACCGUACUCCUGGACGUUCAGAGAGGUCACCAACCACACCGACAACAUGCCGCGAGUAAUCAAAGCUUACAUAAGUGUUUCCGGGUACUUUGCACACGAAGCUAUCUGCCAUGCCUUCCCUCCUGGGGAGCUGGAUGGGUGCGACGAUGUUAAUUACACCCCACAGCAGCAGAUUUGGCAGUAUGCGUUGAAUUGGUUUGACUGGCCGGCGAUCAAGAAGAAGUGGGAGAAUGGGACGUAUUUGUAUGAUGUUUAUCAGAAAGAGAUGCAUUGCUUGUAUUGGGAGGGUGUGACUGCAGCGGGGGAGAUCGGGGAGGACGGGGAAGGGAACACACAGCGACAGCACACCUCAUCUCACACACACUCAUUAUCACAUGAGAUCAGCCCCGUCGUCGCCAAUCUCACUCUCGUGCUCGCCCCUCCUCCCCGCAGCAGCAAACGCACAGUCCGGUGCAGCAAUUCCCGAGGUCAGAUAGUCCUGCACGCGCCCAUCCAGCAGCCCAUCGCCCCCCUCACUGCUCUUCACAUCUACCGGCUCCCGCAGCAGGCGAGUCAGCAGCCGGUGACGCAGGGACCGCACGGCGCGAGAUGCCUCGCCGCGAAAGGUUUGUCCCAACACACUGUGAAUGCCCUCCGUGUGCUGGUGGGGAAAGGGGGAAGGAAGAGGGGGGGAGGGAAGAAUGCAGAGGAGAGAUUCAUUCACCACAAUGACGGUUGCUUGGCAUGGGGGCGCACCGCGCAUUUCUCGAUUCAGAUCUAA